Molecule: messenger RNA, 420 nt
Organism: Paramormyrops kingsleyae
Lineage: Eukaryota; Metazoa; Chordata; Actinopteri; Osteoglossiformes; Mormyridae
Source: RefSeq, a predicted model, not a curated record
ACCCCCCUGUACACUGUGGACCACGGCGAGGCCGGACCCAUCCGCUGCAACCGCUGCAAGGCCUACAUGUGUCCCUACAUGCACUUUAUAGAUGGGGGGCGGCGUUACCAGUGUGGUUUCUGCAGUUGCGUCAAUGAAGUGCCAACGUUUUAUUUCCAGCAUCUGGAUCACGUUGGUCGCAGGGUGGACGCCUACCAGAGGCCGGAGCUGUCCCUGGGGUCCUAUGAGUUCAUCGCUACCCCAGAGUACUGCAAGGACAAGAAGCCCCCAAAUCCACCUGCGUUCAUCUUUAUGAUCGACGUGUCCUACUCCAACAUCAAGAGUGGCCUGGUCCGACUGCUGUGUAAUGGGCUGAAGGGGCUGCUGGAGAGACUUCCAAGGUGAGCUUAGGAUUCAUUCUCUACCUCUGAGAAUACUGGA